AUGAGGAUACUCCCAAGUCGCCAGUUUCCUCUAUAUCUGAGCUCCCUGCCAGAGUUCGCUCCCGUGUUCAAAACGAAAAGUAGGCUGCGAUGCGGGCCGUAUCAUGCUUUCCAGCCUCACAAGUUGCAAAGUUGCUCCUCCCACUCUACAGGACAGACGAACCAGAAAGUCACAAUCGAUCUGCAGGUCACAAAAGGAAAAUCAGGGUUGCUAACUACGAGACACAUGAGCUCGUCACCAAGACCAUUUCCCUCCCCGUCUUCACUGUCACCGAAACCCUCUCCGUCUUCCCAAUUGCCAAAUGCAGUUUACACCCCGCCAACGACGGGUUUCAUUGCCCUGCUCCCCAAGUCGUGGAUGCCCUAUGCCGAGCUGAUCCGCCUUGACAAGCCAGCGGGAACUUAUUAUCUCUUCUUCCCUUGCGUUUUUUCAACACUGCUAGCCGCACCAUUGGCGUCACCAAUGGCCACCCCCUUGGAAGUAGCGUCGGUGUGCGGUAUGUUCUUCCUGGGUGCUCUGGUUAUGCGCGGAGCUGGGUGCGCUAUCAACGACCUGUGGGACCGGGACCUGGACCCUCUUGUCGAAAGAACGAGGUUACGACCCAUUGCAAGGAAAGCGAUAUCGCCGCAAAACGCCCUAGUCUUUACUGGCACUCAGCUCCUGGUGGGUUUAGGGGUUCUGCUGCAAUUCCCUACCCAGUGUUUAUGGUAUGGGAUUCCAAGCCUAUUGCUGGUCGGCACGUAUCCUCUAGCAAAGCGUGUUACGAACUAUCCCCAGUUCGUCCUAGGGCUGACCUUUUCGUGGGGCGCCAUGAUGGGUUUCCCGGCCCUGAAUGUAGAUGUUCUAGCGGACACCAUUGCCCUGCUGGCUGCGUCUGCGCUGUACUCUAGCUGUGUGUCGUGGACUAUACUCUAUGAUAUGAUCUACGCGCAUAUGGACGUCAAAGAUGAUGCCGCUGCCGGCAUCAAGUCGAUUGCUCUGAAACAUAAACACAACACCAAGGCAAUUCUCUCUGCGUUGGCAGCAGCCCAGGUCGGCUUCCUUGCCGUAGCAGGCGUGGCUGUUAAUGCCGGUCCAAUUUUCUUCAUUGGAAGCUGUGGCAGUGCCGUUGCCUCCCUGGCCACAAUGAUAUGGAAAGUCAAGUUGAGCGAUGAUGGAAUCUGUUGGUGGUGGUUUAAGAAUGGAUGUUGGAUCACAGGAGGCGGAAUAACACUUGGAUUGUUAGGUGAAUACCUGGCUCAGCUAUUUGGGUUGUAUGAGACUGAUGAUUCUGAGGUUGAAGGGAGUAGGAGCAUGAAAGACCUCUGA
Molecule: messenger RNA, 1308 nt
Organism: Paracoccidioides brasiliensis Pb18
Product: 4-hydroxybenzoate polyprenyl transferase
Exons: 1
Coding region: 1-1308 (435 amino acids)
Biological process (GO): ubiquinone biosynthetic process
Cellular component (GO): mitochondrial inner membrane
Molecular function (GO): 4-hydroxybenzoate polyprenyltransferase activity
Source: RefSeq, a predicted model, not a curated record